Seminavis robusta is the source of this 1649-nucleotide messenger RNA. NCBI's taxonomy places the organism in Eukaryota, Bacillariophyta, Bacillariophyceae, Naviculales, Naviculaceae. The record is from the annotation of a GenBank genome assembly.
GUCAUUUCAGGUUCCAGCAAGUUUGCAUAGGUUGCUGCGUAGGUCGGUAUUAGGGUCGACAAUGCUCCAACUUUCGAGUCACACUGGCUUCUACUGUAGUACUGGAUACUGGAUACACUGCUCGCUGCUAUGCUGGAUGGCCUGGCUCCAAAGCAAACUGGCAGCAGCGGGUUUCUAUGACUCGACUCUGUCCUGUUUUUCUAUCGUAGAAACUGUUGUUCCUGUUUUUAGUUUACAGUUUUCAAAUCAGAGUUACCAACACCUUUGAAACACCAACCACCCACAAAAAGUCCUUACGAUGGGUCUUUACGUUGACACCUCGAACACCACCACCACUACCAACCAACCCCGCCGCAGCAUGAUGAACCAAUCCACAGGCAAGACACUGAACAACGAUCAAGGUCCCUCUCGCAGGCUGUCGCUUCUGGUGGACUAUUCGACGCAAAAGGCCAAACUCGGCAACACCAAGCCGUCUCUCUUUCCCAGCAAAAGCUUUCAUGGUGGCAACCGAAGAAGAAGAGAUGUGCUUGAUACGAUCGACAGUGCGCUCCACCAAUCCACAUCCAGCAUGAACAGCUCCAGCAGUGACAGCAACUCGUUGGAGGAGAGCUUUGCCCUGAACGAUGACACAUCUCUACCGGUGCGAUUCCGCGUCCGUCGCAGUUCCAUGGAACGUUGCACAUCCUUCGACGAACGCAAGCUAUCCAGUUACGAUCACCUGCAAAAUUCACUGAGUGCCAUGAUCAUGGCCGAGGUCGACGAUGACGAGAACAACAACAGCAGCAGCAGCAACAACAACCACGACGAAGAAUCGGAAGAGCCACAACAACAACGACAAGAAGAAGCGCCGCUACAACGAGCCAAUCGUCGCAUGAUGCUGCUCAAGUCUCGCGGUGGCAAGAACAAGAGUAUGAUGAACUUGAAUGGCAGCAACCAUGCAUCGACUGGACGACCGGGGCUGGCUCAUAUCAUGCGAAAGACCAAGAGCGUCAAAGACUUGUUUGCCGACGCUACUACUUGCGGCGCUGUCGGUGGUGGUCGUCGUUCACAGCUCGGGUCUUCCCGCUGCACCAGUUGUCGACAUCUCGUGCGCCGCAGCAAGAGUAUGAACGACAGCAAGACGGACUUUUCGCUGCAGUUGCUGGAAGAAAGCUUUCACAACAGCUUGUCAUCCUCCAAGUCAUUCCAUAAUAACACAUCCACACACUCCACAUCAGGCAGCAGCCCCAAACCCAAGAGACCGUCACCCCGCGGUCGACCACUGUAUGGCAAGGCCAUGUCCUGUCGCGAUCUUCUCAUGGACGACGAAAGCAUGAUGUCCGCCAGUGUCAGUGAUCACCAACACUUGCCGAUUCCCAAGCGCAGUGUCAUUCGCAAGCUCGACAAGAAUAGUGGUCAUGGCGCCAUGACAAGCUCCACCUUGCAGCGAUUCAUGAACAGCACCGCCGAUUUUGGUAUGGAUGCCAGUACCAUCCGCAAUAACAACAACGUAAUGGACCCCAUGGCAAUUCAUGGAGGACGAUCCUUCUCGCGGCGGCUGGCAAUGGAUUCGAAAAUGUAAUUUUUUAUAACAAAUACAUGAUUUGUUUUGGGACUAUCUACUUGACUACAUGAAUGCCAUAGAUGUAUUUUGAUGUAUAGCAUGACCA